CGACGACGUUACGUAUAUCAGUAAAGCGGAAGUGCCGGUAAAGGCUGUGAGCUUUUUAUAUACAGUCUGGCUGUGAGCUGUGUGUUGUUCCUCUUGAAUGCCACUCGUUUUGAAAAGGUGUCAUCAUGUCAAAGCAGCCGUUGGGGAAGACGUUGUUGAGGAAUGUAAUCCGCCACACAGAUGCCCACAACAAGAUCCAGGAGGAGAUGGAGAUGUGGAAAAUGCGAGACUGGGAGACCACAACAUCCCACCACAAACAUUUGUCAGAUACGGAGUGUGUGAGGGGGCGAGUGAAUCGAGUACCAGAUCAACCCAGAGACUUGAGUCGAAGCAGAGAGCGAAUCUCAGAACAUGAUGACAGAGAGGCUCGAUACUGGUCUCGCAAACUGUAUGAAUUUAAGGCCAGUGAUCCUGACAGAUGGGGACAUAGCGGCUUCAAGGAGCUUUAUCCGGAGGAGUUUGAAAGUGACAGUGAAAAACACAGUGCCACGAAGAAAACUGGGCACCACAAAAUGAAAAAGUCCAAGUCUGACACGGAAGCAAGCUUAUCAAAAAGGUCAAAAAAAUCUCGAAAGAAGAAAAAGAAAAGGAAAAGGAAAGGCGAGGAAGGAAAGCGCAAGAAAGCGGAGAGCACGAGCAGCAGCGAUGACAGCAGUGCUGCCAACAAGAAGCAGAGUAAAAGGACUAAAAGUCGUCAUAAAAACAAGAAAAUGGCUAAAACUAGAGAGAGGGAUGAGGACAGUAGCUUAGGGGACAGUGAUGAUGAAAGAGAAAGGGAGAGACGGACUCACCGUCGCAAAAAGCGAAAGCAGGACUCCCACAAAGACUCAGACUCGGGGCCGAACUCAAUAAAGAAGAGGAGGAAAAACUGGAAAGCAGCAGACAUCAACAAACCUGCGCUCUCGGCCCUCUCUGUGGGCGUUCUGUGAAGCAAUUCCACAUCCACCUCUGCAGUGGCUUGAAGCACACUGAUCGGCAGUACAGACAGCAGGCAGCAUGCAGAGGGAUGGUGCGGUACCUGCCUCAUGCCUCAUGGAGAAUUCUGUCAGCUGCAGGCUCAUUGAUUGAUCAUUUAGUUUCUCCUCAUUCGGUCUGCCUCACAAGGAGACCCUUUGUCCUGAAUUGAUUCACAUGUUUUUUCCUAGCGCAUUUCAUUCAAGAAAAAAAGACAUUAUGCAAGUUUCCUCACCAAUUAUUAUAGGAUGUGCAUUGUAUUUUAUUCAUUUUGUUUUUAAUUUGUAUUAUAUUUGUAUGCAGCACAGCAAUUUCCAUACAGGUCUGUAUUAUUCUGAACCAUACAUCUCUGUUGUUAAAUAAAUUAGAGAAUAUACUUUAA
Molecule: messenger RNA, 1336 nt
Organism: Micropterus dolomieu (smallmouth bass)
Lineage: Eukaryota; Metazoa; Chordata; Actinopteri; Centrarchiformes; Centrarchidae
Gene: nkapd1
Product: NKAP domain containing 1
Exons: 7
Coding region: 126-929 (267 amino acids)
Source: RefSeq, a predicted model, not a curated record